AUGCAGACUCAAACCCUCCUCCAAGGUCUGGCUUUGUCUGUCGGAUUGUAUUGGGUGGGCUGGAUAUUCUAUGCUAGAUGGCUGCAUCCCCUGGCGAAAUUCCCUGGACCGCCACUUGCGGCUGUUUCAAGGCUAUGGAUUGUGAUGAUGGUGGCCCGAGGACGUGCUGAGAAUGAGCAGCGACAACUGCAUAGGAAAUAUGCAACCGAUGAAGAGAUGCAUGCCCGGCGGCGAAGGAUCGUGAAUCAUGUCUACUCAAUGAGUAGCGUAAUCCAAGCCGAGAAAUACAUGAACGCAUGCACCGACCUCCUUGUAGAACGAUUCAGUGAAGUGGCAGACCAAGACUCCACGGUGGACCUCCACAAAUGGGCGCGAAUGUACGCGUAUGAUGUAAUUGGCGAGCUGUAUUUCGGCAAGAUGUUUGGAUUCCUGGGGGCCCGGAGGGAUCAUUUGGGUUACUUGUCUUCCACUGAUGCCUUGAUUCCAGUCAUGACACUAUCUGCCGUCAUGCCGACAUACGUUCGCCCCUUCUUCAUGCUCGGUGGUCUUCUCUUUUCACGAAUGAGAGCGUCCCUAGUUGCGCUCAAAAGCCUGACGAAGGCUGCCGACGCUACCGUCGAGGACCGUCUGGCGGAGUCCAAAGAAGUGGGCAAUGUAUCCCAACGCCCGGAUGUGCUCAAUAAAGUCCUGAAGAUAUACUGUCAGGAGGGUCAACGAGUGGACUUCGACAUGGAUGACGUUAAGAUGGAGGUGUUUGGCGCUUUCUUUGCAGGAAGUGACACCACAGCCAUUGCCUUGACCGGCGUCCUGUACCAUAUGCUGAGACACAACUCCGUCCUCGAAACUGUUCGCCAGGAGAUUGAUCGUGCCACAGAGAAUGGUGAGCUGAGCCUCCCGCGCAUCUCGUAUGAUGAAGCGGUGAAAUUACCGUACCUGAGUGCAUGCGUGAAAGAAGCGAUGAGGAUCCAUCCAAGCGUAGGCCUGACGCUCCCGCGCAAUGUGCCCGACCACGGCUGCGAGAUUGCCGGACAUUGGAUCCCUGGAAAAGCCCGCAUCGGCGUGAAUCCGGCGGUCGUGCACCUGGAUCGAACCGUGUUUGGCGAGGACGCUCUGACAUACCGACCGGAGAGAUGGCUUGGUCCCGGGGCCGAUGAAAUGAGUCGGUAUAUGAUUCAGUUUGGAGCAGGCUCCAGAACGUGCAUGGGAAAGCAUAUCUCCCUUUGCGAAAUCUACAAGGUAGUCCCAGAGCUGAUCCGGUCGUACGACUUGGAACUUGAGCUUGCGACCGAAAACCUCGCAACCACAGCAUACUGGUUCUAUAAGCCCGCAGAGGUCAAAAUCAGGGUCAGAAGACGCAAGAAUGGAAAGAUGGAUUGA
Aspergillus affinis is the source of this 1377-nucleotide messenger RNA. RefSeq names its product cytochrome P450. The transcript has 6 exons. Bases 1 to 1377 code for a protein of 458 amino acids. The record is from RefSeq and is a predicted model, not a curated record. NCBI's taxonomy places the organism in Eukaryota, Fungi, Ascomycota, Eurotiomycetes, Eurotiales, Aspergillaceae. Gene Ontology annotation, molecular function: iron ion binding; monooxygenase activity; oxidoreductase activity, acting on paired donors, with incorporation or reduction of molecular oxygen.